Dibothriocephalus latus is the source of this 255-nucleotide messenger RNA. The record is from the annotation of a GenBank genome assembly. NCBI's taxonomy places the organism in Eukaryota, Metazoa, Platyhelminthes, Cestoda, Diphyllobothriidea, Diphyllobothriidae.
UUUAUCGUUACCGUUCGACGUGGAGACCAGGUCUACCAGAGAGUUCUGGUUGCAGGCAAACCACCCCUGAAGUCGGGCUCUAGUCUACACCAAUGGGAUUGGGACUUUCCGGGUAACUACGGGCACUACGUUGGCCUCUACCCGCGCUCUUGGACCGCCUUUGAGCUGCCGGAAUUUGAUCUUCUUCUGAUCUGUGAACAGGUAAGCCGAUCUUUGCAAAUAGCAUCCCCACUAAUGGCAGGGCAUGACCGGUGA